This is a messenger RNA of Peromyscus californicus insignis, 2993 nucleotides long. It is a transcript of the gene Gtf2e1, whose product is annotated as general transcription factor IIE subunit 1. The transcript is spliced from 5 exons. NCBI's taxonomy places the organism in Eukaryota, Metazoa, Chordata, Mammalia, Rodentia, Cricetidae. Bases 187 to 1503 code for a protein of 438 amino acids. The record is from RefSeq and is a predicted model, not a curated record. Gene Ontology annotation, biological process: transcription initiation at RNA polymerase II promoter; transcription open complex formation at RNA polymerase II promoter. Gene Ontology annotation, cellular component: transcription factor TFIIE complex.
GAUCUUUGUUCCCGGUUUUCUGACCUGGCGUCUGAUUUCAUGGUUUCUCCUGUCCGCCCCCGCCUUCUCUAGUCCCCUCUCCUCGACCACCCUCUUGCCUUGGUCCUCUUCUUAGUCUUCCAAAGAACCAUUGCCCGGGAGCGGCCUCUGUGAGACCUCGGUUGAAGUUGGAGCUUGCUGUUGAAGAUGGCAGACCCUGAUGUCCUCACCGAGGUUCCAGCAGCAUUGAAGCGGUUAGCCAAGUAUGUAAUCCGGGGCUUUUACGGCAUUGAGCACGUGUUGGCUUUGGACAUCUUGAUCCGCAACCCCUGUGUAAAAGAAGAGGACAUGCUGGAGCUGCUCAAGUUUGAUCGGAAGCAACUUCGAUCUGUUUUAAAUAAUUUAAAGGGAGACAAGUUCAUCAAAUGCAGAAUGAGGGUAGAGACUGCUGCCGAUGGGAAAACCACGCGCCAUAACUACUACUUCAUCAAUUAUCGCACUCUGGUUAACGUAGUAAAAUAUAAACUGGACCACAUGAGAAGGCGGAUUGAAACGGAUGAGAGGAACUCCACCAAUCGGGCCUCCUUCAAAUGUCCUGUCUGUUCCAGUACUUUCACUGACCUAGAAGCUAAUCAGCUGUUUGAACCUAUGACAGGAACUUUCCGCUGUACCUUUUGCCAAGCAGAGGUAGAAGAAGAUGAGUCAGCAAUGCCCAAAAAAGAUGCUCGCACACUUUUGGCGAGAUUUAAUGAACAAAUUGAGCCCAUUUAUGCAUUGCUUCGAGAGACAGAGGAUGUCAACUUGGCCUAUGAGAUACUUGAACCAGAACCCACAGAAAUCCCAGCCCUGAAGCAGAGCAAGGACCGAGCCGCAACUGCUACUGGAGCUGCUGGUCUGGCAGGUGGGCACCACCGGGAAGCCUGGACCAGCAAAGGCCCCUCUUAUGAGGACUUAUAUACUCAGAAUGUUGUCAUUAAUAUGGAUGACCAAGAUGACGUUCAUCGCACCUCGCUGGAGGGGAAAUGUGCCAAAGAAAGGCCCAUUUGGUUGAGAGAGAGCACUGUCCAAGGGGCAUACAGCUCUGAAGACAUGAAGGAAGGUGGCAUCGAUAUGGACACAUUUCAGGAGCGUGAGGAGGCCCGUGCAGGGCCUGAUGACAAUGAGGAGGUCAUGCGGGCUCUACUCAUUCAUGAGAAAAAGACUUCUUCUGCGGCAGCUGCCUCGGUGGGAGCAGCCGCUCCGGUGACCGCUGCCAAUGGCAGCGAUUCGGAGAGUGAGACCAGCGAGUCGGAUGAGGACUCCCCACCCCGGCCGGCAGCUGUGGCUAGCCAUCAUCGGGACGAGGAUGAGGAAGACGAUGAGUUUGAGGAAGUAGCAGAUGACCCCAUUGUUAUGGUGGCUGGCUGCCCAUUCUCCUACAGUGAAGUGAGCCAACGGCCAGAGCUGGUAGCCCAGAUGACACCAGAGGAGAAGGAAGCAUACAUAGCCAUGGGUCAGCGAAUGUUUGAGGACCUCUUUGAGUGAGCUCUCCUUGCUCUCUCCUCAUCCUGAGCUCAUUUCAGAGAGAAACUCCCCACCAAGUGCUUAAGUGGCUUCCUGCCCUCUUGAUGGAAGCACCUAUUAAUCUAGUACAAAAGCAUAAUAGGAGAGAAAGUUGGCUUUUUUGUUUGUUUUUAAUGUCAGAAACUUUCAAGAAAGGUAGGUGGGCUAUAAGUAUUCCCUUCCCUCUUUUUACUAAAGUAUUAAUAUUUUUCUGUAAUUCCUUAUCUAAUUUUUUCCUUCAUUUUGAAGACCUAUUUCUCUCACUGUUUACCUACAGACCCUAGGAUGAACUUACCCUAGUAUAAGUGUUUUCUGGUCAAGCAUCUGAAAAAAUUCCUUGUCCUGCCAACCAAAGCAGUUUACCGAGAAGCAGAUCACUGGUUAGGGGAACCCCAAACACUUCAUCUUUCCUCCAAAUUGAGUUUGGGGACAACCUGUAAAAGGAGAGAGAGAGUGCAGGAGACAGAGAGAAAGGAGAGGAGAGCACGCCCAUGUGCCCAGGGUUACAGGUAGCAGAGCAGGCUGUGUAGACCCUCAUGAAGAAGUGAGAGGAGCACCCACAAGGGCGAAGAGUCUGUGUCCAAGAUUGAAGGACUGAGAGCGUGGGGACAGUGCCUUAGAACUGCCCCAGUGUGUUCUGUAGACCUGCCAUGUAAAGCUGAGCCUGGUCAGCACUUCCCUCCUGGUCUAGAGGCCUCUUGCCAGUGCUCUCAAUUAAGGAGCCCUUCCAGUAGAAAGCAGUAGAGAAUUGUUGAUGGCUCCACUCUCCCUCUGGUCUUGUAAACACAUCAGAGCCCUUUGUCAGACAUUAUAUUCUAGUGCCUCCCCUGUGUUGUUGAACAUCGUACCUCAAGGAUUGUAGUCAUGGAGCGUGGUGUUAUCCCUGAAGGCAGAACUUUAAAGAUAAAGGGCUUUCAUCUAAGGUCUACAACCAUUACAUUUUGCAGUAUUUUCUCUUCCAUUGUGACUUUUAAUUAUCAUUUUGUAGUCUGUGUGUGAAACAGCAUUGUAGAGUAUCUGAGCCUUGUAUAAAGUGAUGAUUCCUUUACCUGGUUGUUGGAUGACUGAAUAUUAACAGUCUACUUAUUAUUGUUUAAAAUUUGUUAAUUUCUAGCUCUAACAUCUUGGAGCAUAACUAGAAUGUAUACUCUUCCAUUUAAAGAUGUCCGAGACUUCUGGUCAUCAUCUAAUAUCAUAGGUGCAAUUGGAUGCCAACUGAACUUUUGGGGGGGGGCAAUGAAUUACCCUAAAAUACCUUUUAUGUGUUUAUCUUUUAAACACAUGAACUGUUCAGCUUUUAAUUUUUUUUUAAACUUUCAUGGUUCUAGAAAGAUGUUACUUUUUAAAACAUGAUUAAUGUUUAAAAUAUGUUCUUUGUUGCAUUUUAUAUGAGUAUGUGUAUGAGUGUGCUUUUCUAUUGUGGAAAAAUGUAUUAAUAAAACUCAUUAAAGCAGUGUUUGAAUUAGACUAGA